Messenger RNA from Penicillium cosmopolitanum, 1215 nucleotides. Its product is annotated as NADH-dependent flavin oxidoreductase. NCBI's taxonomy places the organism in Eukaryota, Fungi, Ascomycota, Eurotiomycetes, Eurotiales, Aspergillaceae. The transcript has 3 exons. The record is from RefSeq and is a predicted model, not a curated record. Bases 1 to 1215 code for a protein of 404 amino acids. Gene Ontology annotation, molecular function: NADP binding; NADPH dehydrogenase activity; FMN binding. Gene Ontology annotation, cellular component: intracellular anatomical structure.
AUGACUUGGCCGGAUGUCCCCGUCCCCCCCGCUGCGGGCAUUUCUUACUUCACUCCGGCGCAGUCUCCCCCCGCCGGAACUGCCCGUGACCCCCAAACCACCGGCAAGCCCAUCCCUAAACUCUUCAAGCCUUUGACCAUUCGUGGCCACACUUUCCAGAACCGCCUGGGCGUGGCGCCCAUGUGCCAGUACAGCGCUGAGGAUGGCCACUUGACAGCUUGGCAUAUCGCCCACUACGGUGGCAUUGCCCAGCGUGGCCCUGGAAUGAUCAUCAUCGAGGCCACCGGUGUGGUUCCCGAGGGCCGCAUCACUCCAGGCUGUUCCGGCCUCCAGGGCCAGAAGAUCGGUAUCCAGCUGGCUCACGCUGGUCGCAAGGCUUCCACCGUCCCUCCCUGGUUGGGUGGUGUCACCGCCACCAACGCCGUUGGCGGCUGGACAGACAAUGUCAAGGCUCCCAGCGCAAUUCCCUUCGCGGAUGGUGACAUUGUCCCCAAGGCCAUGACCGAGGAUGAUAUCGAGGAGGUCAAGACCGCCUGGGUUGCGGCUGUCGAGCGCGCCGUCGCUGCUGGCGUCGACUUCAUUGAGAUCCACAACGCCCACGGAUACCUGCUGUCCUCCUUCCUGAGCAGCUCCUCCAACCAGCGUACCGACAAGUAUGGUGGCAGCUUCGAGAACCGUAUCCGUCUCUCCCUGGAGAUCGCCCAAUUGACCCGCGACACCGUGGGUCCCAAUAUGCCCGUCUUCCUGCGCGUGUCCGCCACCGACUGGCUCGAGGAGAGCAUGCCGGAGGAGAAGGGCUGGAAGCUGGAGGACACCGUCGAGUUUUCCCGCGCCCUCGCCGCCCAGGGCGCCAUUGAUCUGGUCGAUAUCAGCACUGGUGGUGUCCACGCUGCUCAAAAGGUCACCUCCGGCGUUGGAUUCCAGGUCCCCUUCGCCAAAGCCGUCAAGGAAGCCGUCGGCGACAAGAUGCUCGUGUCCGCCGUGGGAAUGAUCAACAACGGAAAUUUGGCCGAGCAGGUCCUCAACGAUGAUAACAUCGAUUACAUCCUGGUUGGCCGUGCCUUCCAGCGUGAUAGUGGUCUGGCCUGGGCCUUCGCUAAGGACUUGGACGUGGAGAUCGCCAUGGCGGCUCAGAUUCGUUGGGGCUUUACGAGCUUCCGGAAUGCGUCUGAGUAUAUUCAGCCUAACUCGAUGAAGGCGUCCAUUUUUGAUUAG